This is a messenger RNA of Naegleria fowleri, 528 nucleotides long. RefSeq lists its product as uncharacterized. NCBI's taxonomy places the organism in Eukaryota, Heterolobosea, Eutetramitea, Acrasida, Naegleriidae. The record is from RefSeq and is a predicted model, not a curated record. The transcript has 2 exons. The coding region runs from base 1 to 528 and encodes 175 amino acids.
AUGCCUCAAUUCUUUUUGCAUCCGUCCUCCCUAUUAAGCAGUAUUGCUCAAACAGGUAGUUUUGGUGCUUUGAGUGUUACUGAUUCGAGCAUAAUGAAAGCUGCAACAGAGAGCGGACUUCAGUCUUCGUCAAUGAAUCCAGUUCUUAGCAUACCUUCGACAGAAGAGACAUCCCAGGCUGCAGGACUUUUCAACAUUCAAGAAUUGCUAAAAAUCAAGAGGGAUUGGUUUUGUGAAAAACAAGACAAUGCAGCAAAAGACGAUGACUCCUAUAAAGAAGGUUGCUAUAAGGCAUUAAUGUCACGAGGUCUCGGCAAACAUGUGAAUAACAUUUUCGAAGCAAAGCAAGGCGACUUUGUACAAUUUUGGAGAGUGAAUGGUACAGGUCAUAGCGUGAUCUUUAUGGGCCUCAAGGAAGAUGAAAUAACAUUUGAAUAUUGGUCCUCUCAACGCUCCACAAAUGGAGUAGGGUUUAACACUGAAUCGUUGUCAGGUGUCGAACGAUUUCACAUUGUGAGAUUGGUGUAG